CGUAUGUACCUGGCCAAGGGAGGGGCAGAAGAGGGAGCUUGUGGAGGGCUGAUGUAGAUAACCCUUUGGAAGAGGCCGUGCUGAGUCGUGAAAUCUUCACUUCCUCUGUUCACUCUAAGUUCCCAACCACAAGUGCCAAAGCAGAGAAGCAGGCAGCACGCGACCUGACCCAGCAGCCACAGCCAGAGCACCAGCCAGAGCGCCAUGUACCUUGAGGUGAGUGAACGUCAAGUGCUAGAUGCCUCGGACUUUGCCUUUCUUCUGGAAAACAGUACCUCUCCUUAUGAUUACGGAGAGAACGAGAGCGACUUUGACUCCCCGCCCUGUGCACAGGACUUCAGUCUGAACUUUGACAGAGCCUUCCUGCCAGCCCUCUACAGCCUCCUCUUUUUGCUGGGGCUACUAGGCAAUGGGGCCGUGGCCGCUGUCCUCCUGAGUCAUCGCACCGCCCUGAGCAGCACGGACACCUUCCUGCUCCACCUGGCUGUGGCCGACGCACUGCUGGUGUUGACCCUCCCACUGUGGGCCGUGGACGCUGCUGUCCAGUGGGUUUUCGGCUCUGGCCUCUGCAAAGUGGCAGGGGCCCUCUUUAACAUCAACUUCUAUGCAGGGGCCUUCCUGCUGGCCUGCAUAAGCUUCGACCGCUACCUGAGCAUCGUGCAUGCCACCCAGAUCUACCGCAGGGACCCCUGGGUACGUGUAGCCCUCACCUGCAUAGUGGUCUGGGGACUCUGUCUGCUCUUUGCCCUCCCAGACUUCAUCUUCCUGUCGGCCAGCCAUGAUCAGCGUCUCAAUGCCAUUCACUGCCAGUACAACUUCCCACAGGUGGGUCACACCGCUCUGCGCGUACUGCAGCUGGUGGCUGGUUUCCUGCUGCCCCUUCUAGUCAUGGCCUACUGCUAUGCCCACAUCCUGGCUGUGCUGCUGGUCUCCAGGAGCCAGAGGCGCCUACGAGCCAUAAGGCUGGUGGUGGUGGUGGUGGUGGCCUUUGCUGUCUGCUGGACCCCCUAUCACCUGGUGGUGUUGCUGGAUAUCCUCAUGGACCUGGGAGUUUUGGCCCGAAACUGUAGUCUCCAAAACCAUGUGGAUGUGGCCAAGUCAGUCACCUCGGGCAUGGGCUACAUGCACUGCUGCCUCAACCCACUGCUCUAUGCCUUUGUGGGGGUCAAGUUCAGAGAACAAAUGUGGAUGUUGCUCAUGCGCCUGGGCCGCUCGGACCAGAGAAGGCCCCAGCGGCAGCCACCGUCUUCCCGGCGGGAAUCGUCCUGGUCUGAGACGACAGAGGCCUCCUACUUGGGCUUGUAACUCUGGGAUGAAACUGUAGCCUGUGCAACCUGAGUCCUAACACCGGCAGGCUCUUCUCCUCCUUGAGGCUGGGCUAGCUUUGACUCACCCAUAACUUUGCUGCUGGGCCUCACUGGCAGCCCAGCACCUCCAGGGCUCCAGAGAACCACUCUCCCAGCUCCAAGGACAGCGCCAUUACUGAGCCUCUUGCCAUUUCAGAGCUAGCUGCCUGGGAACCUCCCACCCUUCCAACUCCACCUUCCCUGUGUGAGGGGCGAGCGAGGUGAGGAGCAGAGAGAGCCGGGUCUUGCUCAUCACUGAAUGCGCCUAUGGUCCCCAGUAUCUCAAUAUCUGCCCACUUUUAUGUCUAAAACUCUGCUUAAACUUUCAAUAAACAAGAGAAUGAGGACCAGGGUGUAUGCACCGUCAUCAUUUGGGCCAGGCCUGACUGGACUCAGGAGUGUACUUCCUGCCUCAGCCUGCCUGGCCUACGGUCUGCCUUUCUGCCCUCCCGGGCUCUGCUGAGCCCUCUGAUGGACCCCCUGUUGCCUAGUGAAGCCGCUAGACACCUCCAUGGGCUUGUAGUGCAGUGGAUAGUUGAGCAGCUGGUUGUCUGGGUACACUUUGGAGCCACUAGACAGUAAUAGGCCAGAAUUCCUGAAUCCCAGCAGCUCAGGCCAGCAGGUAAGGAGUGGUAAAAAGGAACAAAUUCCAAGCAGUCUGUGCUA
Molecule: messenger RNA, 2012 nt
Organism: Peromyscus leucopus (white-footed mouse)
Lineage: Eukaryota; Metazoa; Chordata; Mammalia; Rodentia; Cricetidae
Gene: Cxcr3
Product: C-X-C motif chemokine receptor 3
Exons: 2
Coding region: 205-1305 (366 amino acids)
Biological process (GO): inflammatory response; chemotaxis; regulation of leukocyte migration
Cellular component (GO): membrane
Molecular function (GO): C-X-C chemokine receptor activity
Source: RefSeq, a predicted model, not a curated record